ACGAGGGAAGGCAGGCGCCGCGAGCCAUUGCCCGAGGGAUACCCCGGGGAAAAGCGGCCAAGCUUUCCGUCACGGACAGGUCUUGGGAGUUGCUGGUGCUGCAAUAGGGAGGGCGGAGAGAGGCGGCAUUGCCACGGGAUGGGUGGCAGCUGCCGAGCGACUUACCCCGGUGUCAAAGGGUUUCUUAGCAGAAUCCUGAUGACUCUCUUGAAAAGGUCCUUGGGGUUGCUCCUACCCCAAAUAAGCACAGCAGCAAAUCAUCGACAUUUCAGCCUCAGUGGUUUGCUCAGUGCCAUCCAGAAGAUGACUGCUGUGCGGGUGGUAGAUAACAGCUCUCUGGGGAGCGCGUCACGCCAUCGGCCUCCGAAAUGCAUCCACGUGUACAACAAAAGUGGAGUGGGCAAAGUAGGUGACACAAUCCUUCUGGCUAUCAAAGGAGAAAAGAGGAAGGCCUUAAUUGUUGGGCACAAGAUGCCCAGCGGGCCCAUGAAACCCAGGUUUGAUUCUAACAACGUGGUGCUCAUCGAUGACAAUGGGAGUCCAUUGGGGACAAGGAUUAAGGUCCCGAUACCAUCUCUCCUUCGGAAAAAGCAAGGAAAGUUCUCCAAAGUGUUGGCUAUUGCGCAGAAGUUUGUCUGACAAAGCAAGGAAGGGUGUGUGUGUGUGACAGUGGAGCAACUAUCCAUCUGAUUUUAAUUCCUCCUGGCUCCAAUGAAGAAGAAUGAAGGAGAAUUGUGGGGCGCCUUAGCAUCUGUAUAUGGACUGAAAACCUCUUACUAAGACACCUGUUUUGAAAGACAAGUUGUUUCCCAUAUUGUACAAACUGUUUUUCUGAUGUGAUAUGAUUAAAGUUGAGAAUGCGAACCUCC
Pogona vitticeps (central bearded dragon) is the source of this 869-nucleotide messenger RNA. Lineage: Eukaryota; Metazoa; Chordata; Lepidosauria; Squamata; Agamidae. The record is from RefSeq and is a predicted model, not a curated record.